Messenger RNA from Anisakis simplex (herring worm), 282 nucleotides. The record is from the annotation of a GenBank genome assembly. NCBI's taxonomy places the organism in Eukaryota, Metazoa, Nematoda, Chromadorea, Rhabditida, Anisakidae.
CUAAUCAAGCUGAAAAUCCCAGUCACUUAUGUGCUAUAUCCGGAUGAAGGUCACGGUUUCGGUAGACCGCAGAAUUCACUUGCUGAGGCCGGGUUCGUCGAACGAUUUCUGUAUAAAUGUCUGCGUGGACGAUAUGAGGAUUUUUAUGUGGGUCAAUACAAUUCGAGUGCAAUUGUGAUAAGUGAUGCGGAAAAUACUGAAGAUUCGCGAUAUGAUGAGACAAUAGUUGGUCUGUUGGAAGAACGUAAUUCAACGAUGACAUUUUCGAGUGAUGAUGAUUGA